UGUGAGUGCCUUGGACUCGGUCGAUUCUUCUGGUUUUUGUUACCCCCUCGGUUUUUGUUUUGCUGCAUUCAUUCGCAUUUCUAAAAACAAAAAUCUAAAACAGCUGUCAAACCAAAAUUUGCCAAAUGCCUCUUCAUUGGAUCUUCGGAAGCGUUUAAUUCAGUGAAAACCAGCAUAAAACCAAAAGUAUCUUCAGGAAUCCACAGCCACAGUUGCAAAAAUGUCCGCAAUUAACAGUCGCAAUCAGAAAAUGGAACAACAGCGCCAGCUGAUGGAGGCCUACAUCCGGCAGAAGAGGGCCUCGCCGGGAAUGGUCCAAGCGAGUGAUCUGCAGAUCAACCGACCGAUGUCCGGGAUGCGGAGCAACAGCCGCGAACUUCACGCCUACGAUGGACCCAUGCAGUUCAUCAGCUCCCCCCAGAAUCCCGAUCAGAUCCUCCUGACCAACGGCAGUCCCGGCGGCGGCGGCGUCGCUCCUCCUCCUCCGGUUGCCAUGAACAGCAGUCGCAACCACUCGAACAACAUGCGCAGCCUGAGCACCAUCAACCAGGAGGGUAAGUGGCCGUACACUCGCACCAAAGCUGAUCUUAUAGAGGAGAUCUCAUCACACGAACUGGAGGACGAGGAGAGCAGUCCGGUGACGGUGAUCGAGCAGCAGCAGCCAGGAUCGCACAGCGCUAACUCGACGCAAUCGCAAAUGCAGAAGCCGCAUGCCCGCCAGCAUUCCUUCAGCGACAACCUGGACGAGGAUGACUACACCAAUCGCAACGUGGCUGGAGCUGCGCCAGUGCGUCCAGCGGGAAUGGCCUCGUCGCCUUACAAGGACGCCACCCUGGACGGAAGCAACGGAACGGGGAACGGCGGAGGAGGAGGUGGUGGGGAGUCAGAGGGGGAUGUCAUCGGGAACAUCGAUCAGUUCGUGAUGCAGCCAGCGCCGCAGGGAGUCCUCUACAAGUGCCGCAUCACCCGGGAUCGCAAGGGCAUGGACCGGGGUCUCUUCCCCAUUUACUACUUGCACUUGGAACGGGACUACGGCAAGAAGAUAUUCCUACUGGGAGGUCGCAAACGCAAGAAGAGCAAGACCUCGAACUACAUAGUCAGCUGCGAUCCCACGGACUUAUCGCGGAAUGCCGAUGGCUUCUGCGGCAAACUCCGCUCCAAUGUCUUUGGCACGUCCUUCACCGUCUUUGACAAUGGCAACAAGGAGAGCACGGAGAGUCCUCGACUCGACCUGGCCGUAAUCAUAUACGACACCAACAUUCUGGGCUUCAAGGGACCUCGCAACAUGACUGUAAUACUGCCGGGCAUGACUGAGGACGAUCAGCGUGUCAAGAUCAGUUCAGCGGAUCCCAAGCAGCAGGGCAUUCUGGACCUGUGGAAGAUGAAGAACAUGGAUAAUAUUGUGGAGCUGCACAACAAGACGCCGGUGUGGAACGACGAGACGCAGUCGUAUGUGCUCAACUUUCACGGACGCGUCACCCAGGCGUCGGUGAAGAACUUUCAGCUGGUCCACGACUCCGAUCCCGAGUACAUAGUGAUGCAGUUCGGCCGCACCUCGGAGGACGUCUUCACCAUGGACUACCGCUAUCCACUGUGCGCCAUGCAGGCCUUCGCCAUCGCCCUCAGCAGCUUCGACGGCAAAAUAGCCUGCGAGUGAGCUGGCUCGGAUCCCCGGGAUCCGGAUCCCCUGCCUUAUGUACAGCUAUAUAUGUCUGGAGGGAUUGACCGGAUCAUUGUUGCAAGUAGUAUCAGAAAUCUAGUCACUGGAGGAGAUUGGCAGGACAUCGUUGAUAUAAGUUAUGUGUAGUGGCUAUCAUUGUAUGACAUCUAUUCAGAAUGUGCUCACCGAUUUUAUAAGAAAUUAUUUAGGACAGGUCCUACAACUUUGUAAAUCUUAAUGUGCCCCCUAACCGAUAAGUUCACUUGUAAGCGAAUCAAGGUAAAUGUCAUUUGAAGAAAAUAUCAAUUUUAUAACCAGCAUAUAGCAACAAAUCGAGGACGAAUGUAAACUAUUUAAAAGGCGAGUACUAUUAGUUUUUAAGAGGGAUCACUACUAACUUGUGCUAGGCUCUAAAUAAAUAUAAGCAGCUAUUAAUCAAAGAGUACAUUUUGUAU
Messenger RNA from Drosophila takahashii, 2115 nucleotides. RefSeq names its product Tub domain-containing protein ktub (gene ktub). Gene Ontology annotation, cellular component: cilium. Gene Ontology annotation, biological process: protein localization to cilium. The record is from RefSeq and is a predicted model, not a curated record. Lineage: Eukaryota; Metazoa; Arthropoda; Insecta; Diptera; Drosophilidae.